AUGCAGAAUAAUGUCACUGAAUUUGUUUUCUUGGGACUGUUCAUGAACAAGGAAAUGAGGAUUUUAAGUUUUGCAUUGUUCUUGUUAUGUUAUUUUGCGAUUCUUUUAGGGAACUUUGUCAUAUUUAUUACUAUUUCUUAUAGUUAUUUGAUUCAACAACCCAUGUAUUAUUUUCUCUGUCACUUGUCUCUUAUGGAUUUGGGGUAUACAUCCACCAUCAUACCCAGGCUUAUCAGGGAUUUAGUUGCCAAAAGAAAAACCAUCUCUUAUAAUAGUUGCAUGACUCAGCUCUUCAGUGCUCACUUACUGGGUGGUGUUGAGAUGUUCAUCCUGGUGUCAAUGGCUUUUGAUCGCUACAUAGCCAUUUGUAAACCCUUACACUACCUGAUAAUUGUGAACCGGAAAAGAUGUAACUUGCUAAUCUUGCUUGCCUGGGUUGUGGCCUUUUGGCAUUCUAUUGCCCAGUUAUUUAUGAUCCUUCAGUUACCUUUCUGUGGCCCUAAUCAGAUCGAUCACUACAUAUGUGAUGUGAAACCCCUCCUGCAACUUGUCUGCAUGGACACAAGAAUUGUCAACAGUUUAGUCAUUGCAAAUACUGGAAUGGUAGCAUUAGUUACUUUUGUUGUCUUGGUGUCAUCGUAUAUUGUCAUAUUAUAUAAUCUUCGAACACACUCAUCAGAGGGUAGAAGAAAAGCUCUUGCUACUUGUGGUUCCCACAUUAUGGUUGUGGUCCUUUUCUUUGUGCCCUGUAUCUCCACUUAUGUUCCUCCUGUCAGAGCUGGAAAUAAUGACAAAGAAUUUUCAGUGUUUUAUACAGUGAUUGCACCUAUGUUGAAUCCGCUCAUUUACACACUGAGAAAUGUAGAAAUGAAGAAUGCUAUGCUGAAAGUGUGGUCUAGAAAAAGACAAUUAUUAUUCAAUUGCAAUUUAUGA
Molecule: messenger RNA, 933 nt
Organism: Gracilinanus agilis (Agile Gracile Mouse Opossum)
Lineage: Eukaryota; Metazoa; Chordata; Mammalia; Didelphimorphia; Didelphidae
Product: olfactory receptor 4P4-like
Exons: 1
Coding region: 1-933 (310 amino acids)
Biological process (GO): G protein-coupled receptor signaling pathway
Cellular component (GO): membrane
Molecular function (GO): G protein-coupled receptor activity; olfactory receptor activity
Source: RefSeq, a predicted model, not a curated record